Falco peregrinus (peregrine falcon) is the source of this 3061-nucleotide messenger RNA. It is a transcript of the gene RAB41, whose product is annotated as RAB41, member RAS oncogene family. The coding region runs from base 16 to 810 and encodes 264 amino acids. Gene Ontology annotation, molecular function: GTP binding; GTPase activity. The transcript has 8 exons. The record is from RefSeq and is a predicted model, not a curated record. NCBI's taxonomy places the organism in Eukaryota, Metazoa, Chordata, Aves, Falconiformes, Falconidae.
GGCCGGCCCGGCGCCAUGGCAACCGCCCGCCCCGGGGUGUGGCGGAGUGACGUGCGGGUGACGGCGGCGGAAGUGACGACGACGCGGCGGGCGGGGCGGCGGCGGUGCCGGUGUGCGCGCGGCGGUGUCUCCUUCUCCUCAGUCACGGCUCCAGCUCGGCCUCCCCGCGCCGCCAUGUCCGCCCCCGGCAGCGGCGGCGAGUUCGGGAACCCGCUGAGGAAGUUCAAGCUCGUCUUUCUGGGCGAGCAGAGCGUUGGGAAGACCUCUCUGAUCACCAGGUUUAUGUAUGACAGUUUUGACAAUACUUACCAGGCAACCAUUGGAAUUGAUUUCCUGUCAAAAACAAUGUAUCUUGAAGAUCGCACGGUUCGGCUGCAGCUUUGGGACACAGCAGGCCAGGAGCGGUUCCGCAGUCUCAUUCCCAGCUACAUCCGCGACUCCACUAUUGCUGUGGUAGUCUAUGACAUUACAAACUUGAAUUCUUUCCAGCAAACCUCCAAGUGGAUUGAUGAUGUGCGGACAGAGAGAGGAAGUGAUGUCAUCAUCAUGUUGGUGGGGAACAAAACUGACCUGGCAGACAAGAGGCAAAUCACUACAGAAGAAGGUGAACAGAGAGCCAAAGAGCUGAAUGUGAUGUUUAUUGAGACCAGUGCAAAGACUGGAUACAAUGUGAAACAGCUUUUCCGUCGUGUGGCUGCUGCCUUACCUGGGAUGGACAGCACACCAGAGAAGAGCAAAGAAGACAUGAUUGACAUCAAACUAGAGAAACCUCCUGAGCAGCCAGUAACGGAGAGCGGGUGCUCCUGCUAACAGGCCUGUUCUGUAGCAGCACAUUCCCCAACCGGCCAGUCUCACUGAAGAACAUCACCGCGCAUUGGCUAGGCAACCCUACUUUGUGGGCUGAAAAACCAAUCUACUAAGCGAGCGAACUCCCUGUUUACUGGUGGGGAGCAGCCCCGGCCGCCCCUGUUACUGCAUGGUAUGAGCCCUGAGUGCAGAAUGAGUGUCCUGUCUUUUAUUUUAUUUUUUUAUGUUGUUGCACUUUGGCACUGUGGUGCCCUUUACACUCUCUCUCUUCCUCUCCUCCUCCCCCUCUUCCCCACCUCGAGCCUGUCUGCUCAGAUGUAUCUUGUGAAUGCAAUGGAAAAGCCACAAAGUUAGGGAAGACAAAAAUAAAGCUUGGGGGUGGGCUUUCCACCUUCCUUACUGCCUUGCAUCCUAACUAGUUCCCUGUCCACUCCAGCCCUGUCUUUGUCCUGCAUCCCGACUUCCUCUCUUGAAAGGCUGCUCCUUUUAAACCAGUCAGUUUGACUUGGCCUUGCCUUUUUGGACAAUACAGGUUAUCUGUUUCUAGGCUUUUGCUUCCUGCAGGGCACACACAAUAAUAGCUCCUUAGUUUCUCCUUUCUGUGGAUAAUCUUGGCUAACUCAUUGCUCACGACUUCUGAGUUUUGCCCCUCGUGUUAUACACAGCACUGGAAACCCCCAGACUCUGAUAGCUUUGGCCUUGUUGCUCCCGUUUGUGUAGCAGAGACAUGCCACAGACUGCUCUCCUCAGUUGGAAUAUCUUCCCAUCCAGAGGACGCUGGCGCUCGGUGAGUGUUGGGUGUCAGAUGUGGGGAAGGAAGAGGGUACAGAGGCUUUGCAGCUUGAGGCUGGGUGGGGAGAGUUUCUCAGGGUGGUUUGUAGAGACCUGGGACCUGUCUGUCAACAGAGAAAGCAAACAGUUGCUCAAAAUCCAUCACUACAGGGCAACAGCUGCCCUGGGAGUCACAGAUGCUGUUCAGGCUCCUUUCUUAGUCUCUGUUCUCUUGUUCCUCAUCAUGUAGACUGGGAGCUUCUUCACGUGGAGCAGGAGAGCUACAGCAGAGUGAAGGGCAGCGAUAGCUGUUCUACUCCCAUACCUAGGUUGCUGCUUGGUGAAAUCAUACAUAGCUGCUUCUGCCUUUGUAGUAGACUUCUGGAGGAUGGGGCUAGUAGCAUUCUCAUUUUUGGGGUAGUUUGAAGCUGCAGCAUGGCCAAAGCUGAGAUGAGCAGUGGCAGGGAUUUAUAGUCAGACCUGGGGAGAGGAAUGGAGGGAUUGUAUGCUGCUGAAGCGAAUUUUGGUGUCACUUCUCGACCUUGGAGGUUGGGAAAUACCUCUUCUUUCCCCUGCCCCUGGUUUCUAAUUAUGUUAAUAGAGCUUUUCAGAGACUUUUGACUGGGUUUUUUUUCAUCCAUCUGUCCCAACCAGAAGUCGUUAGGUUGACAGAGAGGAGGAUAAAACAGUCAGAUAAUGGUAAGCCAUUCGCUGUUUUUUUCAUCUCCUGGCCUGUGUCAUGCUGACAGGGAGGAUGGUAGUAGGCAGGAGAGUGACUGACCACAGUGUGAUGGGUGAGGACAGCAGCAUUCAGUCAUUAGUGACACUCCCCUAGCAGGAUGUCCGUUGGUCACUGACACAGCCUGCAUGCUUCAGAAGCCUGUGGGCUGUCAUGGGAGGGGAAGGGGCAGCCUUGGACUGGAGCUGGCAGUCCCCACGUUGGCUUGCAAGUCACCUCUCUGCUGGUGACUGACAUUCUGUUCCCCAGAGCCCUGUCCCUUCCCCUCCCGGGUGAGCUGGCCUGCAGGAGGAAGCUGGGAUGUGGUUUCCCAUUCUGCUCUGGAGUGUCCUUCCCCCCUUUACACACAGCCCCAGCUGGCAGAGCCAGGUCCCACUCGGCCCCCUCCUCUGUACAUACCCCUGUUGUGUGGGAAUUGCUGAUGUUUGUCGGUGUGUCCGUGUCUGCCGUAGAACAGGUUUUGCUGUCCCCUUCUCACAGGCAGGUGUGCGCUGCUCUGCUGUCGUGUUGUUGAGUCACGGACCAGGGGGGAGGGAGGGGGGAGACCCUAAGUAAUGGGGCGGGUAAUUAGUGAAAUGAAAUAGUUCACUUCCCACUGUCUUCUCUAUGGAUGUGUAUAAUAUUGAGUGUGUGUCUGGCCCUGCUGUCUCCUAGCUGUUAGCCGAGUAAGUGUGACUAUUAAUAUGAGUAUGGACUGUCUGACCACAGCCGUGUAUCACACUAAAUAAAGUUAUUUCACCAACA